This is a messenger RNA of Rasamsonia emersonii CBS 393.64, 1704 nucleotides long. RefSeq names its product Fatty acid elongase (Gig30). Gene Ontology annotation, molecular function: fatty acid elongase activity. Lineage: Eukaryota; Fungi; Ascomycota; Eurotiomycetes; Eurotiales; Trichocomaceae. Bases 1 to 1704 code for a protein of 567 amino acids. The record is from RefSeq and is a predicted model, not a curated record. Gene Ontology annotation, biological process: very long-chain fatty acid biosynthetic process; fatty acid elongation, monounsaturated fatty acid; fatty acid elongation, polyunsaturated fatty acid. The transcript is spliced from 2 exons. Gene Ontology annotation, cellular component: endoplasmic reticulum membrane.
AUGUUCGAGUCCCUACACGCCAGUCAGCCUGGCCCGACCUUGGAGUUUGGCCUUCCUCCUUCGUCGUUGUUCAAAUUCCCUCCCAAUCCGCGGCCCGCUCCUCUUCCGGCUCCCCAGACUGAGCGCUCCUGGACGCAGCCCUUCCCAAUCCCUCCUGAGCUGUACCUCAAGUUGCUCGAUGUCCGUGUCCCAGUCACCAUUGCCAGCGUCUACGCCACUACCGUGAUCAUCCUGAAUCGCGUGAACAAGCGCCGGGGAUAUAAGCCAUGGGCCUUCAGUCGCACGCGACUCUUCAAGGCCUUCGUCAUCCUGCACAACGUUUUCUUGGCCGUCUACUCGGCAUGGACCUUUGCGGGCAUGGUCCGGACGUUCCGCAACUCGAUGCCCAGCAGGGAUGAUCCCAACCGGAUCGUUGCUGUCACGGAUGCGUUGUGCAAGAUACUUGGCCCACGUGGGCUUGGAAACGGCGCCAUGUACAACUCGACCACCGACGAAUGGGUUCUGCCCAACCCGGAAUACAAGCUGACGGCCGGAGGCGUGCCCGACCCGGCGGACGACGGGCGGCUGUGGAACCAGGGGCUGGCUUACUUUGGCUGGAUCUUCUAUCUGUCGAAAUUCUAUGAGGUCCUGGAUACCGCGAUUAUCCUGGCCAAGGGCAAGAAGAGCUCGACGCUGCAGACCUAUCACCACGCGGGUGCCAUGAUGUGCAUGUGGGCUGGCAUUCGCUACAUGGGGCCGCCCAUCUGGAUCUUUGCGCUGGUCAACUCGGGCAUUCACGCUCUGAUGUAUACCUACUACACGAUUACCGCGCUCUCCAUUCGCGUGCCGACCCAGUUCAAGCGCAUGUUGACCACCCUCCAAAUCACCCAGUUCGUUUUCGGUUCAAUGCUAGCUGCUGCCCACUUGUUCGUCCGCUACUCCAUUCCGGUCACAGUUCCACAGGUGCUGCCCACGGCGGUCCCGUCGGCCGUUUCAGCGGCGGAGUCCGGUAUCGCCGCGGCUACUGCGACUGCCGGUCUCAUGCCGUGGUUGAAGAAGCUCGCCUUCCGUGCUGCGGGUGCUGAGGGUAUCGCGGCGAACGUGCUCAAUGCUCAGGGACAGCACUUCGGCGCGGAUGCGGUCAAUGCGGCUCAAUUCUCUCAAGCAAAGAAUAUGGCGGACAACGCGGUCCGGUACGAAAUGAUCAACUGCAUUGACACGACCGGGCACGCAUACGGCAUUUUGCUGAACGUGAUGUACCUGCUGCCUCUGACCUACUUGUUCGCCCGCUUCUUCGUCCGGUCGUACCUCCACCGCAAGGAGCCAGCCGUCAAGCACCCAACCCAGAUGCACAUCGCGGAGCAGGCUGGUCUGGACGCACUGAAGGGAGUCAGCCGGGAGAUCCAGAAAGCGGUGAUGGAGAUGCACGGCGACGGCGACACCUCUGCGACGGAGGACGAGGCGCUGACGCAGAAAGCGAAGGCCGAGGCUGCGCAGCAGAAGCUUGACGAGGCCAAUGGCAAGGCAACCAGCAAGCUCAGCGACAAGACUGGUCGCGAUGCUGCGGACGAAGACGCGGGCUUCUCCACCGUCCCAGCCAGGCUCCGCGCCAAGAAGAAGGACGUGGAGAAGAGCGCAGCUCUUCCGACGUCGAACGUGGAGGCGUCGAAUCGAUUCGGCGCGUUGAAGGACGAGAUCAGUGAGGGGAAUGGAAAGUCGUCAUGA